Messenger RNA from Gossypium raimondii (Peruvian cotton), 4595 nucleotides. RefSeq lists its product as uncharacterized. The record is from RefSeq and is a predicted model, not a curated record. The coding region runs from base 458 to 4231 and encodes 1257 amino acids. The transcript is spliced from 15 exons. Lineage: Eukaryota; Viridiplantae; Streptophyta; Magnoliopsida; Malvales; Malvaceae.
CUCCUCGCAUUACAUUACAUACAACCCACGAGCUGUCUUAGGAGCCGGCUCAAUAUAUAUUUUUAAUUACCAAAAAACCCCGUUCAGAAACCCCACGCCCUCUCAUCCGGGGUACUACGGUUCAUGGGCAUAAUCGCCAUUUAAUUUAACCCAAUUCCAUUGCCGAUCAAAACACGGGCGCUUUUCGACCUCCAUGGCCGUCUACAAACUUUCCAAUUUCGAUUUUGAGCUUCCAAUCAAUUACGUAAGCCGAAUUCGUAUCCGUAAUUUAAGGAAUUUAAUUACCUUGCUUGAUUUUGCAGCCUCCGCCGUCACCUCUUCUUGCGAUUUAUCGGAGAUAAGUUGUCAUUGUCCUUAAGAGUUUAAAUCAACUUCAUGUGCUGUUGUACUACAAUUUUGUCAUGCACUGCUGUAUUUAUUGGCUUUCUAAAAUUGUGGGUUUGCAAAAUCUGAUGCAAUGGCAAUGUCUAGCAAGUUUGAUCUGUCUUCUGGUAGCCCGGAUAGGCCACUGUACACCAGUGGGCAGCGUGGAGCCUACUUAGCUGCUCAGCUUGACAGAUCAGGUAGCUUUCGCGAGACCAUGGAGAACCAAAUUCUACCUUCUCUUUCUGGUAUGUCAAGGAGCGGUUCUGUAGUAGCCCAAGAAGAUGUAUCCAACUUCUUCCAAUGCCUGCGUUUCAAUCCAAAGGUGGUUGCUUCUGAUCAUAAGUCUAGUCGUCAAGGAGACUUUAAACGGCACAUUAAUGUUGCUCUUGGCAUUUCUGCUGAUGAAUCUCCUACUGUGUUGUCAAAAGGCAAGUUGCUGCCUUCUCCCAUACCUGAGGAAAUAAAACGACUUAAGGCUGGUCUACGUGAUUCUUCUGUCAAAGCAAGGGAGCGUAUGAAAACUUUCAAUGAAGCCUUAUCAGUAUUCAACAAGUUUUUUCCAAGCAUACCAUCUAAGAAGAGAUCUCGAUCAGAUAGCUUUUCUGGUGACCGAUGUAAUGCCUUGUUAUCUAGUGGUCGGUCCAUCUUGGGGCCUACCAUUGGCAAGAUGGGAAUGCAUAAUCUUUCUGUUGCUGGAGAUUUUGAAUUUGAACAGCAGAAGUCAGAAGAAAGGCCCAAAAAUGUUGUUCCAAGUAAACGAACUCGAACUUCUCUGGUGGAUGUCAGGAUGGAUAUGCGGAACAAUGCUUUAGUUAAGCAGCCUGGUAAUGCAGAUAGGGAAAGGGAACUGCUCAGGGUGUCAAAUAGCGGUGCAGUUCAGGGUGAGGAUCGAACUGUAUCAGGUGGCAUUGAUGGAUGGGAAAAGGCAAAGAUGAAGAAAAAGCGUUCUGGGAUAAAAAUUGAUGUAUCUCCUAGUAUGGUAUCAGCCAAACCUGUGGAAGGGUACCGGGAAUCUAAACAGGGAAUACAGCAAAGGGCUGUUUCUGAUGCUCGAUCAAGGUUAAAUAAUGAAUCCCAUGGCUUCAGGUCAGGAAUUGCUAAUGGAUCUGUUGGAGUAGGAAAAUCGGAAGGUAUCUCGCCGCCGACUGGCUUGGGUCCACGCUCGUCUAACCCUAGGUCUGAUCCAGACAACAGCUCCCCUCUCAGUGAUCGGAGAGAUCGUCCUGUUGCUUCUGAUAAAGAGAGAGUGAAUAUCAGAGCUGUUAACAAGAUGAAUGUCUGUGAUGAAUUUAGUUCAGGUAGUCCUACUUCAAGCUCAAAAAUGAAUGCAUCUGUUCGUGGUCCUCGAUCAGGGUCUGGGGUCGGUCCAAAGUUGUCGCCAAUUGUUCAUAGGGUGGCAUCAAAUGACUGGGAGCUUUCUCACUGUACAAAUAAACCACCUACUGCUGGUGGAGCUAAUAACCGAAAACGCACGACAUCAGCUAGGUCUUCAUCACUACCUGUCACCCACUGGGCCAGCCAGAGACCACUGAAGAGCUCUCGUAGUGCAAGACGAACAAAUAUUGUUCCUAUUGUUUCAAGUAAUGAUGAAACACCGUCGCUGGAUGCUAUGUCUGAUAUGGCAGGUGAUGAAACUGGGUCAGGAUUUGCUAGAUGCUUGUCAAGCAAUUCUCCUCGACAAGUUAAACUAAAAGGUGAUGCCUUAUCUUCAGCUACUCUUUCUGAGAGUGAGGAGUCUGGGGCUGCUGAAAUUAAAUCUAAAGAAAAGGUGAAAUUUUCGGAUGAAAUAGAUCAGAAAGCUGGACGGAAUGUUCAAAAGGUAUCCCCUUUGGUCUUGCCAUCAAGAAAGAAUAAGCUGAUGACUGGAGAAGAUAAAGGAGAUGCUGUACGUCGACAAGGGAGGACUGGACGGGGUAUUACUUCUUCAAGAUCUCUUAUGCCAAUGACAGUUGAGAAGUUUGGCAAUGUGGGGACGGCAAAACAGCUCAGAAGUGCCAGGCUUGGCUUGGAUAAGGCUGAAAGCAAGGCUGGUCGUCCUCCAACUAGGAAGCUAACUGACCGCAAGGCCUAUGCACGCCAGAGGCAUGUAGCUAUCAGUGCAGCUGCAGAUUUCCUUGUUGGUUUGGAGGAUGGGCAUGAAGAGUUGGUAGCUGCUGUAAACAAUCUUAUUAAUUCUGCCCAUGCCUUUCCAAACUCCUUUUGGAGGCAGAUGGAGCCUUUUUUUGGUUUCAUAUCUGAUGCAGAUAUUGCCUAUUUGAAGCAGCAGGGAAAUUUCGAACUCGCCAAAUUGGGAUCAACACCAGUUCCUUCUAUUACAAACGGUUGUCAUACCAUCUCCAGUGGGUGUGGGUUGCUUGAACAGGAAAGAGAUGGCAGAAUUGCUGCUGUAAUACCAGAUGGUGAAGUCCUUUCACCACAAUUGGUCCUGGAUACUGGAGACAAAAAUGUGAUUUCUCUCUGUCAGAGAUUUAUAGCAGCUCUAAUUCCAGAAGAAGUUAGUGACUGUGGAAAUGAAGACCUUCCAUGCGAUUCGUAUGGAACUGGAUUUGAGAUGGAUGGAGAAUUGGGAUCCAAUGGUUUGAGUCAUAUUGUUAACUUCCAGUCUACUGGGCAUACUUCGUUCAAUGGUUAUAGGAUAACUGGGAAGCCAGAACAUGAUGAUUCUGAAAUUGGUAUGUUGAGAAAUGCAGAAAUUCACUCAAAUUUUAGCCCAUCCUUGAAUGGCACUUUUGGAAACCAAUCAAUGCCUGGCUCGGUUUGUUCAGAAUUCCAGUAUGAGAGUAUGAAUAUAAAUGAGAAACUCCUUUUGGAGGCCCAAAGUGUUGGAAUUUUCUUAGAACCACUGCCUGAUGUAGCACAGAUGGAGGAUGAUGAAAUUUGUGCAGACAUUAGUAAGCUAGAGGAGAAGCUCAAUGAACAGGUUUCAAAGAAGAAAGGCCUGCUUGAAAAGCUGUUGGAAACUGCCACAGAAACAAGAAGAACUCAGGAGAAGGGAUUCGAACAGCUUGCUCUUGACAAACUUGUCAUGAUGGCUUAUGGGAAGUACAUGAGUUGUUGGGGUCGUAAUGCUGGUGGGAAGAGUUCCAGUAACAAAACGAUCAAGCUAGCUGCCUUGGCAUUUGUUAAACGGACAUUAGAUCGAUAUCAUAAAUUUGAAGAUACAGGCAAGAGCUGCUUCGAUGAGCCCAUGCUUAGAGACAUGUUUCUUUCUGGGUUUUUCCUAAAUGAUGGUCAAUCUGGGAAGCCCUGUUCAAAUAGCUCUAUCCGUUCUAGAAGUUCAGGUCAAAAUGGGGAUAGCUAUGCUGUUAAUUCGCCUGAUCUGCUUCCACCCACAAAUCGGUUAUCUGGUCAAACUGCUGUUAAAGAUGACUCAUGGUCUAACAGGGUGAAAAAGAGAGAGUUAUUGUUGGAGGAUGUAGUUGGUGGUACUUCUUUGUCAAGCAAUGCAAAAGGUAAGAGGAGUGAGAGAGACAGAGAAGGAAAGGGACAUGGUAGAGAGGUUUUAUCUAGAAAUGGGACUAAUAAGAUUGGGCGACCAGUGUCCAAUGUUAAGGGGGGAAGGAAAUCAAAAGCAAAGCCUAAGCAGAAAACUACUCAACUAUCUGUUUCUGUAAAUGGCCUUCUUGAGAAGAUGCCUGAGCAACCCAAAACAUCAACUUCUGUAUCAAAGUUAACUGAGAUAACUGCCAACAAUAAUGCUGGAGAAAAAGAUGAGUUUAGCCUGGAUGCAUUGGAUGACUUGCAGCUACCAGGACAAGAUCUGGGUUCAUGGUUGAACAUUGAUGAUGACGGGUUACAGGAUCAUGACUUCAUGGGCCUUGAAAUUCCCAUGGAUGAUCUUUCUGACUUGAAUAUGAUGGUUUGAGUUGCUUUCUUUGUAUAUUCUUGUUUCAUUAUACUGUUGACAAGCAAAUUCAUAGUCACUGUCAUCAAGAAAUGACCAUUACAUGGAUAGAUGUUUGACUCUCUGGUCCACAGUUAGGUUGCAUAGAUUCUUUGUAGACUUCUCCACAGUUUAUUUUUGAGCGAACCAUUUGGAUGUCUUGAAUUUUUCUCAAGUUGGUGAUUUUGAGUGUAAAGAUCUUUUGUUCCUGCCAGUUAGUUAUGUCUUAGCAAUUACAUAGUAGCAAACCUUGUAUCCUGGCUGUAGCUUUUACAAAUCAGAGAGCAAUGCUCUUCUUGUACAUACAUUUAUAUUCCUAAUAAAAUUAGCUUUUUGUCCAGUUUAA